Chilo suppressalis (striped riceborer) is the source of this 1452-nucleotide messenger RNA. NCBI's taxonomy places the organism in Eukaryota, Metazoa, Arthropoda, Insecta, Lepidoptera, Crambidae. The record is from the annotation of a GenBank genome assembly.
AUGUCUGUCAAUUUAUUCAAAGUCUUUGUCAAUACGUUAAGGAAAACAUUGCCGCAACAUCUGUACAAAUCAGGUAUACAGAGGCGUUUUGUUACUGCCAUGGACAUAGUAAAUGUUGAAAAUAAACCCACUGAGGAUUUGGUACCAAAUAAAAACCUUACAAGGUUCAAAAAACGACAUAUGAAGCGACAGUGGGAAGAAUUAAGUCCUAAUAAAAAAGAAAAUGGAGAAUCGGAUGAGAAGAGACUAUGCGACAAACCUGUUGAAAGAAUUAAACGGAAAAAAAUGGCACUACUGUUAGGUUACUGCGGUGUCGACUACUUUGGUAUGCAAAGAAAUCCCGGUGUUAGGACAAUAGAAGAGGACCUUUUCAAAGCAAUGUUGGAUGCCAAGUAUAUUACGGAAGAAGAUUAUAACAAUCAGCAGAAUACACAGUUCCAAAGGAGUUCCAGGACAGACAAAGGGGUGUCGGCGGCUCGACAGGUUGUGUCAUUGAAACUACCUCUCGAAGCAAACAUAGAAGAAAUUAAUAAAAGAUUACCGGAAUCUAUCAGAAUAUUUGGAAUGAAGAGGGUUACAAACAAAUUUAAUUCUAAAGUGAAAUGUGACGCAAGGACAUACAGCUUUACUCUUCCUACAUAUGUAUUUGAGUCUAGUCUGGUUACUGAAGAGGAGAGGAAAAAAUAUAGGAUAACACCAGAAAAGUUGGAAGAAGUAAACAAAAUACUAUCCACUUACAAAGGAACAAAGAGUUACCAUAAUUUUACAGAAAAAAAACAUUAUCAAGACCCGUCCGCAUCUAGAUAUAUGUUAGGAUUUAGUGUUGAAAAAGUUUUUGUUGAAUCUGAUAUGGAGUUUGCAGUAUUGUUAGUAAAGGGUCAAAGCUUCAUGUUGCAUCAGAUACGUAAAAUGGUUGGUCUCACUAUUGCCUUGGUGCGGGGUCACGCCGAUCCCAGCAUAUUGGAAAAAGCUUUCGGCAAAGACAAGGUCAUGAUUCCCACUGCACCGGGCUUAGGACUGGUUCUCGACAUGGUACAUUACACGAGAUACGACGCACGUUAUAAAAGCAGUCACGACAGCCUCACAUGGGAGACAGAAGAAGAUGCAGUGCAGAAGUUUAAACACGAACACAUCUACCCCAACAUUGUGAAAGGUGAAAUAGAACAAAACUCAAUAGGCACUUGGUUGGUGAAGUUAAAUCAACAUUCGUACGAACCUUCAGAUGACACCGCUGUUGACAAAACCAUAGAUGAUGAUGAGAAAUCUCUUAAUGUUGACGAUAACGAUGAUGAUGAUGAACCGGACGACGAUGAAAAAGAUUCUUCGACAAAUACAAGUAAAAAGAUUGAGACUGAAAAUAUUCAAGAAGAGUCGAAUGAUCCAUUACUUAAAGGGGAAAUUGAAGAGAAAUCUAAUGAGGCAGUAAUUGAGAAAAGCAAGGAGGUUGUAUAG